Molecule: messenger RNA, 1224 nt
Organism: Vollenhovia emeryi
Lineage: Eukaryota; Metazoa; Arthropoda; Insecta; Hymenoptera; Formicidae
Product: maspardin-like
Exons: 7
Coding region: 46-927 (293 amino acids)
Source: RefSeq, a predicted model, not a curated record
CCAACGUACCGACUGGCGUCGCGUCGUCGCGAGCGAAAACAAAAUAUGUCUUCGUACUCGAGCGAGCUGUCACGCUCCCAGGAAUAUCUGAGCUUUCGCAGCUCCGUACCGCUCAGGAAGAUCGUCGUCGACGCCGACGGCACUAAGGGAUGGAAGGUGUACGACUCUAACCCAAAGACCAUCAAGUCCCCGCUUAUAUGUCUUCCACCUGUCUGUGGUACGGCUGAUAUUUUUUUCAGACAAAUAUUGAGCCUGGCUGCCAAAGGUUACAGAAUUAUCGCAGCUGAAGCACCGGUAUAUUGGAGCAUAAAGGAGUGGUGCGACGGAUUCAGAAAACUGUUGGAUUAUCUAGAACUUGACAAAGUCCACAUCUUUGGUGCUUCCCUAGGUGGCUUCCUGGCGCAGAAAUUCACAGAGAUAAAUGCGCACUGUCCUAGAGUGGUGUCUCUGAUUUUGUGCAAUACCUUUACGGACACUUCUGUAUUCAGUUACAAUGAUUCCGCAGCGGUCUUCUGGAUUUUGCCCUCGUUGGUGCUGAAGAAAAUGGUAAUGGGAAACUUUGCAACGGAGAAAGUCGACGGAGAGAUUAUAGAGGCGAUUGAUUUUAUGGUGGAACGGCUCGAGAGUUUAACACAGCCCGAAUUAGCGUCACGUUUGACAAUGAAUUGCAUAAAUUGUUACGUACAACCUCAAAAAAUAUGUCAUUUACCUGUGACAAUAAUAGACGUUUUUGACGAAUAUGCGAUAUCAAAUGCCGUUAGAGAAGAAAUGUACAAAUGCUAUCCAAGUGCAAAACUAGCACACUUGAAAAGCGGCGGGAAUUUUCCAUAUUUAAGUCGUGCCGCCGAAGUCAAUUUACAUUUGCAGAUUCACUUAAGACAGUUCGAAGGCACGGAAUACACGGCUUUAGAAAAGAUUAAGAUUUAGCGCAAUGUAUUUACGUUAGGGAAACUGUAAUAAAAUCCAGAAACUGUAUAUAAGUAUUGAUUGUACGGAGGUUCUCCUUUGCUCACAUGUGGAUGUUAAGACUGUAGACAACCUCUAUGCCUUUUGCAUUAAGCCAAACAUAUAAUUUUUUAAUAUAAUAUAAUUUUUAGUGGUGGUAUAUUUGUUAUAUAAUGCAAAAGUACCUUAGGAUAUAAUUAUGUGACAUGACGUAUGUAUUGUUACCUAAUAUGUUACCUGUUUCAUUCUUUAAAUAUAAAAAGCAUUUAUAUUUUCUAA